AUGCCGGAUGAAUCAACGUACGGUCAACGACAAACGGUCAACAAACAACGGUCAACGACAAACGGUCAACAAACAACGGUCAACGACAGACGGUCAACGACAAACGGUCAACAAACAACGGUCAACGACAAACGGUCAACAAACAACGGUCAACGACAGACGGUCAACGACAAACGGUCAACAAACAACGGUCAACGACACACGGUCAACGACAAACGGUCAACAAACAACGGUCAACGACAAACGGUCAACAAACAACGGUCAACGACAGACGGUCAACGACAAACGGUCAACAAACAACGGUCAACGACAGACGGUCAACAAACAACGGUCAACAAACAGCAAAUGGUCAACAAGUGGUCAACAGCAGCUUGGAUUUCAAAAUAA
This is a messenger RNA of Penicillium nucicola, 387 nucleotides long. RefSeq lists its product as uncharacterized. Lineage: Eukaryota; Fungi; Ascomycota; Eurotiomycetes; Eurotiales; Aspergillaceae. Bases 1 to 387 code for a protein of 128 amino acids. The record is from RefSeq and is a predicted model, not a curated record. The transcript has a single exon.